Lentinula edodes (shiitake mushroom) is the source of this 1011-nucleotide messenger RNA. RefSeq lists its product as uncharacterized. The record is from RefSeq and is a predicted model, not a curated record. The coding region runs from base 1 to 1011 and encodes 336 amino acids. Lineage: Eukaryota; Fungi; Basidiomycota; Agaricomycetes; Agaricales; Omphalotaceae. The transcript has 6 exons.
AUGUUGUUCAAAUACUCUCUGUUGGCUCUUUUCGCAUGCGCAACGACCUCGGUCGUAGCAGCGCCUGUUGCUGCCGAUGCUUCCUUGGAGGCUCGUCACCACAAAAAUGCAAAUGCCAAUGAUGCUGCAGGAGCUAAUGCUGGUACCGGUACUACUGCUGCAGGGACUACUGUUGCUGGUACGAUUGGUACCAACACUACCACCGCAGGGACAACAAGCACGGGUGCGACUGGUGCAACUACUAACUCCACUACCGCCGGAACAACGACUAGUGAUACCGGUGUCGGUGCUACCACUAACUCCACUGCCGCAGGCACUACUGCUGCGAAUUCAACUGCUGGAUGUACUACAGCAGCGGGCACGGAUACGAAUUCCACCGCCGUAGGCACUACAACGACGGGCACGGCUGCGAAUGUUACUGACGCAGGUACCACCACCGGCGCUACUGCUGGUACCACGGGCAAUUCGACUACGGCGGACUCUACGGGUGCCACAGCUAACUCGACCACUGCCGCUUGCACAACUGCGAAUUCGACUACAGCAGACGCGACGGGCGCUACAACAAACUCGACCACUGCCGCUACUGGCAAUGUAGCGAAGGCUAAGCAUCAUCAUAAGGGAGCUGCCGCCGCCGCCGCCGCCGGAACCGGUACAGCCGCUGGAGCUGCAGGAGCCGCUGCCGCAGGUACUACAGGCACGACUAACUCAACCACCACCACCGGGACAGCUAGUACCACAGGCACGACCACCAACACCACGACUGGUACCACUGGAGCAGACUCCACUUCGGCUGGCACUAGCGCGUCGGGGACUACUGUUAACGCUACCACUGCCGGCACCACCGACACGAGUGCAAACUCGACUGCUGCUGGAACAGGGACGACCGGUGCCGACACUACGGCUGUUGGCUCCACUACUGCCGAUUCAACAACGGCACUCAAAAUCCGUGCGCUCAAGGAUCUGAACGCUCGUCGUGCCUUGGCCUUGCUCGAGUUCAAUAAAAUCUAUUAA